Cucurbitaria berberidis CBS 394.84 is the source of this 498-nucleotide messenger RNA. RefSeq lists its product as uncharacterized. The transcript is spliced from 3 exons. NCBI's taxonomy places the organism in Eukaryota, Fungi, Ascomycota, Dothideomycetes, Pleosporales, Cucurbitariaceae. The record is from RefSeq and is a predicted model, not a curated record. The coding region runs from base 1 to 498 and encodes 165 amino acids.
AUGCCUCCUAAACGCAAUCCUGAAGAUGUUCCCCAAAACCUCAAGGAGAAGCUACAAAGUCUCCAGGGUACCAAUGCCCGCGGCCGUCGCAAUGGCGGCGCGAAUGCUACGAACGGAAGCAACUUGAAAGAAGUAGACAAUGCUUCUACCAAUAGUGGGCAGACCUCCAACGACCUGAACUCGUCAAAUAUCAAAUGGGCCUCACAGGAAGCCUCCGUGCUACAGGGCUACCGGCGAACCUACCGCCUCGACACUCCUUCGGCCUUCAAAAACCCUCUUAGCCAUGUGGUGCUCAGCCAAGGCAUCGGACGCCUCUCACCUACAAUGGCGCGUCCCAAGUCGAAACGACGGAUACAUAAGGAUCAGCUAGCACUAGCAGUGCGGAAGAACUUCAAUGCACUCGGUGUCACCGAGAGCGACGUCAUUGUCGACUGGCUGUAUAAGUCGAAACACCAAGACAAAGAGUUCCGAGUCCGGUUCGCACCACAACGGAAAUGA